Ectocarpus sp. CCAP 1310/34 is the source of this 483-nucleotide messenger RNA. Lineage: Eukaryota; Phaeophyceae; Ectocarpales; Ectocarpaceae. The record is from the annotation of a GenBank genome assembly.
AUGGAGGGCAGUAAGACGUGCUGCGGUUACCCUCGGAAACGGGUCCUAUUCUGCACUGUGCCCGCGGUGUUAGCCAUCAUUGCCAGCCAUCAUUGCCAAGGUGAUCGUGCUGGUAGCCCCGACUUCAUCGAGACGCCGGAGAGGACAGAGUCUGACUCCACGACCGCCGAGGAACUCUCUAUCCUGAAGACGGCGACUCUCUCCUCCAGCGAGGUUUCGGGCACGGUUCCCUUGCUCAGCGUCGCCGCGGGCAACAGCUCCUUUGUCGCUCUCAACGACUUCGUCAUCAACGAGGCCUGCGACGAGGCCGAGAUUCGGCUGCAGGAAAAAGGAUUCACGUCCGGCACGACUAGCGGUGUAAUCGUGAUGCCUUUGACGGCCGACACAGCGAGUGCUGUGGAGCUGGAUUUCACCGAGCCUCUCGAUGAGAAUUUCGCGGCAGUACUUCACGACCAGGUGAGAGCGCUGUGUCUAAAGUUGUAA